AUGGGAUUGAAUUAUUAUGGAAAUAGAAAUUCAUUUCAUGAUAAUACUGUGCAUAAUAAUACACUCGCAACACAAUCUGUUUUGACAACUGAUAUUAAUCAAAACUAUGGUAAUGAUAGCCAGAAUAUAAAUAGAGAAAGAAACUUUGUUUGCACACGGCAACAAGUUGAUCUCAACAAUAAUUAUAGAGACAAAGAUUCGCAUAAUGGAAAUAUUGGAAAUAAUAUAACGACAACGCAAGCUAAUGGCAUGACAUGUGAUCACCAAGAUAUAAAUGAUAUUCACCAAGUUACUCAACUACAGCAACAAGUUGACCUCAACAAUAAUUAUGGGAACACAGAUUCACAUAAUGGAAAUAUUGGGAACAAUGUGAUAACAACGCAAGCUAAUAGCAUGAUAUGCGAUCACCAAAAUAUAAGUGAUAUUCACCAAGUUGCUCAAAUACAGCAAGUUGAUCUCAACAAUAAUACAGAUUCGCAUAAUGGAAACAUUGGGAACAAUGUGAUGACAACGCAGGCUAAUGACUUGAUAUGCGAUCAUGAUCAACAAGAUAUAAAUGAUAUUCGCCAAGUUAUUCAACUACAGCAACAAGUUGAUUCCAGUCAUGUACAACCUCAGCAAUGA
This is a messenger RNA of Rhizophagus irregularis DAOM 181602=DAOM 197198, 624 nucleotides long. RefSeq lists its product as uncharacterized. The record is from RefSeq and is a predicted model, not a curated record. NCBI's taxonomy places the organism in Eukaryota, Fungi, Glomeromycota, Glomeromycetes, Glomerales, Glomeraceae.